AGUUCAAAGUAUCAGAAGAGAGAAAAGGGAGAGGACAGGAAUCACAACAGAUUCGGAACGCCGGCAGGUCCCUCUCAGAGGCACUCAUCAGCCGAAAACGAGACUUCUAUCUUGAGGACUUCUACCUGCAGACUAAUCCACCUGAGCCCCAUUGUGAACUUCGUCAGCCGUAACCAUGACGACAGAUGAGCCAACAAACGAGCCGCGGCAUCGGAACUCCAAAGCUUGUCAAUCAGAUGAAGCCUCCAGUCACGUUGGGAACCAAGAACACAAGCAGGAGGAAGAUCUGAGGCAAUGGCACAAAUCUAUACAGAAGCUAAAGAUGAAAGUCUUGAAGCAGGUCCAGGAUCAGCUGGAGGAAAUUCUCGAAAAAGCUCUGUGUGAGUCCAUGGAGCCCCCCUCCCACCUUAAGUCAAUGUUAAAUGGAAAAACAAGCAAAAAUCAAUCAUCCAGAUCUCAGAGGAUGGAUGGUGGGAAAGUGUUCAUGGAACGGCCUUCUCUGUUGGAUGAGCUGUUUGAGAUCAGCCACAUCAGGACCAUCUACCACAUGUUCAUCGCUGUUCUCCUCAUCUUCUGUUUGAGCACGCUGGCUGUGGAUUACAUCGACCAGGGCAGGUUGGUCUUGGAGUUUGACCUGCUGUCCUACUCCUUUGGGAAUCUGGGGACUGUCACUAUUGCCUGGGUUAUUAUGUUUGUGUACACCCUGUUUGUUCCCUACUACGCCCUGGAGCUUUGGAGUUCUUUAUAUCACCAAAUUCCCUGGAAACUGGCUCUGUCCCUGGGUACGGGGUUCAUCCUGUGUGUCAUUCAGACCUGCGUUCUGGGACUGUACCCAAUCCACACCAUCGUGCAUCACCAGCUUCCACCGGCCUCUCGCUUCAUCGUGAUUCUGGAGCAGAUUCGAUUCAUGAUGAAAACCUACUCAUUCAUUAGAGAAACGGCUCCAGUCAUUAUAAAGAACACACCAAAGAAAGGGGGAAAUCUCAGGUUUCCUACAUUUUCCAGCUAUCUGUACUUCCUUUUCUGUCCAACACUUAUCUACCGGGAAUCGUACCCUCGAAACAACCAGAUCCGAUGGAAAUAUGUUGCCAUUACCCUUGGCAAGAUUCUGGCAUGCCUGUUUUAUGGUUACUUCAUCCUGGUCCGUCUCUGCAUUCCUGUCUUCAGACCUGAGACCAAUCAGCCUUUCAGUAAACGAACGAUGGUUCUAGCCGUGUUCCACUCCAUAUUACCAGGAAUAAUGCUCCUCCUGCUGUGUUUCUUCGCUUUCCUGCACUGCUGGCUGAACCUCUUCGGGGAGCUGCUUCGUUUCGCUGACAGGAUGUUCUACAAGGACUGGUGGAACUCCACAUCUUUUGCUAACUACUACCGGACCUGGAACGUGGUGGUUCAUGACUGGCUGUAUUACUACGGCUACAGAGACUUCCUCUGGCUGUCCAACAGGAGAUUCAGAGCAGCAGCCAUGCUCUCCGUAUUCAUCGUUUCUGCCGUUGUGCAUGAGUACGCCUUGGCCAUGGGCUUCGGCUUCUUCUACCCUGUCAUGUUUCUCCUCUUUGCGGUCUUUGGAGUGGCAUUCAACUUCACCAUGAAUGACAAACGCCAGAGCCCCGUGUUCAACGUCAUCAUGUGGGCGUGUCUUUUCCUCGGUCAGGGCGUCCAGGUGUGUCUGUACUGCCAGGAGUGGUACGCCCAGAUCCACUGCCCCCGCACCGGGCAGGAUGGAUUCUGGGAGUUGGUGAUGCCUCGAUCUUGGUCCUGCAGCUACCAGACAUGAUGUCACGUUGGACUGAUUAUACGGGAGUACUGAGUAGGAUGACAAUAAUACAUGCAAACAGGUGCUGCCAGCAAGUAUUUUUGCACCAUCAAGUAGUUUUCUGUUUUAUUGUAUUUUUCCAGGAUAACUCUGUUUUUAUUUGCACGAAUAGACUUAGAUGCAUUUUUUGUUACUUGUAAACAGUAAAACCUUGUUUUGAAAAUUGUUUUAGUGGUCAGAAAGAAACAGAACAUUGUCAGAGACUAAGGGUGAAAAGUUGGUGUACUGCUUCUGUACAGGCUAAAACUACUUUUAAAGUGCUGGUAGUUUUUGUAAUAGACAUGCAUAGAGCCAGACCAGCUCCUCGUUGACUUAUAAUCUACAGAAUAAUUUAUCAUAGACUCAAAGAACUAUUUGUUUCAUGCUAAACGUUGUUUAAUGCAUAAAUUACAUUCAUAUUGAAUGUAAUCCUUGAAAUUUUGUUAAAUACGGUAAUUGUUGUGAGCACCCGAGAGCAAUUGUCCUUGUGACAAAAUGUCUCAUUGCAGUUUUAUUUCUACUGUUUUUAUAUUAAAAGUGUUUUCAAAAUCUGCACAAAUCAUUUUAUUUGCCCACAUGUUAUGUAUA
This is a messenger RNA of Nothobranchius furzeri (turquoise killifish), 2380 nucleotides long. RefSeq names its product sterol O-acyltransferase 2 (gene soat2). Gene Ontology annotation, cellular component: endoplasmic reticulum membrane. Lineage: Eukaryota; Metazoa; Chordata; Actinopteri; Cyprinodontiformes; Nothobranchiidae. The record is from RefSeq and is a predicted model, not a curated record. Gene Ontology annotation, biological process: cholesterol metabolic process; cholesterol efflux. Gene Ontology annotation, molecular function: fatty-acyl-CoA binding; cholesterol O-acyltransferase activity; cholesterol binding.